UCUCUGGCUCCAUCCGUCAUUUGAUACUUCUCCGACCUGACCUGCAAACGCCACCGACAAUGUGGUGGUGGUGGAAGGUUUUGAUCGUUGCCACGGCCAUUAGGACAGUAUAUGCGGCUUCCCGAGAUCAAUGGCUCGGUCGGUCGGUCUACCAAGUGGUCACCGAUCGCUUCGCUCGGUCCGAUAACUCAACCACCGCUCCUUGUGACACAGGACUGGGAGAAUAUUGUGGUGGGAGCUUACGGGGUAUCAUCAAUAAGCUGGAUUAUAUCCAGGAACUCGGGUUCGAUGCAAUUUGGAUCUCUCCAGUGCAAAGCCAGGAGUCAACUCGCACGGCAGAUCUCUCGGCAUACCAUGGGUACUGGCCGAACGACCUGUAUACCAUCAAUUCCCAUUUUGGCACCUCCGAUGACCUCCAGGCAUUAUCCACAGCGUUGCACGCGCGUGGCAUGUACUUGAUGCUGGACAUUGUCGUUGGUGAUAUGGCCUGGGCUGGAAAUGCCUCUACCAUCGACUACAGCACGUUCAACCCUUUCAAUGAUCAGAAGUAUUUCCACGACUACAAGCUACUUUCUGAGGAUUCCGCAAAUGAAACCUGUGUUCUGGAUUGUUGGAUGGGCGACAACACCAUAUCACUUCCGGAUUUGCGAAAUGAGGAUCGGGAAGUCCAGCAGAUUCUGGGCACCUGGGUUUCGCAGUUGGUUUCAAACUACUCCAUUGAUGGCUUGCGAAUCGACAGUGUCCUGAACAUUCCACCCGUCUUCUUCUCCAAUUUCAGCAAGUCAGCGGGUGUUUUCACUAUGGGCGAAGGCGCCACAAGAGACGCAUCCGGUUACUGCCCUCUACAGCCCAGUCUAGACGGACUGUUGAAUUAUCCGUUGUAUUAUAUCCUCUCGGAGGCCUUCAACACGACCAGCGGAGACCUAAAUAGGAUCGUACAUUCUAUUGACUACGUGAGGACACAAUGCGAGGACGUAACAGCCCUAGGAACUUUCACCUCGAAUCAGGAUGUCCCUCGCUUUGGCUCGUAUACUUCGGACAUAUCGUUGGCUCGCAAUAUUCUCACGAUCAGCAUGCUCGCUGACGGUAUACCCAUCCUCUACUACGGUGAAGAACAGCACCUUUCCGGCGGAUUCAACCCUGUCAACCGGGAGGCCCUAUGGCUCACCAAGUACUCGAUGGAUUCAACCUCGCUACCUUUACUGGUCCAAUCGUUGAAUCGAAUUCGAUCAUAUGCGAGCGGCGACGGAGAAAAGUACACGGUCGCCCCGAAGUCAGGCAGCAACUAUCUGUCGUACCUCUCAUUGCCGAUCUACAACUCAACAAACAUCUUAGCCAUGCGUAAGGGAUUUCCCGGUAACCAGGUUGUGAGCGUCGUAUCCAACCUGGGAGCCAAGCCAGCCAGCAAAGCCAGCACCAAAAUCACGCUCAGCUCCGACGGUACAGGAUUUUCAGGCGGACAAAAUGUGACCGAGAUCUUAUCUUGCAAAACAUUUGUGACCGACUCAAGCGGAAAUCUCAAAGUCGACCUCAGCUCCGAUGGCGGGCCGCGGGUGUACUAUCCCACUGAAAGUCUGAACCGAAGCACCAGCAUUUGUGGAGAUCAUACCCAGACAUCGACAAGCUCCUCGGCAAGUCCCAGUUCUUCCACCAGCGCUGGGACUUCUUUAUUCAAUUUGUCUUGGAAUUUGAGGACAUUGAUGGUUACGGCUGCAUUGACCACGUCCUACAUCUGUCUCCCUCUAAUACUCUAG
This is a messenger RNA of Penicillium brasilianum, 1754 nucleotides long. NCBI's taxonomy places the organism in Eukaryota, Fungi, Ascomycota, Eurotiomycetes, Eurotiales, Aspergillaceae. The record is from the annotation of a GenBank genome assembly.